Messenger RNA from Paramuricea clavata, 836 nucleotides. Lineage: Eukaryota; Metazoa; Cnidaria; Anthozoa; Malacalcyonacea; Plexauridae. The record is from the annotation of a GenBank genome assembly.
AGCAUAGUGGAUACGCGUCAUUUCGAUUGGAGUUUAUUGGCUGUUACAUAGGUAAGUUAAUUCAGAGUCCUGCAUGCAGCUAGCACUGAUCUAAGAAUAUAGAAAUACGUCUAUAUAGGUAAAUAACCUAAUAACUGUGUGAUGACUAUUGCACGAAGUACGGUGGCCGGGCGAUUGGCCUGUAAGACUAUGAUCGAAAUAAAAAUAUUUCAAAUUGUAAAUAUAUUUUAUAAAUUUAUGACAAUACCAUAUCAGUAAUAUCGGCAACAAAAAUAUCGAUGCCAAUAAUUUUGAAUUUGUAUAAUUAGGUUGCUGCACAUGCACACUGAAUAUUUUUCGCCUUUUCAUUUGAAGACUGCUUUUUCUUCGAUAAGCGAAGGUAUAUGUAUAAGCCUCUUAAAUUGGUGUUGAAUUGGGUUUUUUUUUGUUAAUACAUAGAUACAAUUUUGCGUGAGUCCAUACCUCUUGGCAUGGAAAACGGUUUAAUUUUGGAUUCUCAACUUAGUGCAUCAUCUGAAAAGUACUACUAUAUUUCUGGUGCUGCUAGUGGCAGGCUUAAUUCGGAAACAGUACCGAAUGAAAGACACGGUGGUUGGAUAGCAGCAGACGAUGACAGCGCUCCUUGGCUUCAAGUUGACUUCAUAAGCAAUGCGACAAUUACUGCUAUAAUUACCCAAGGUCUAGAUACUGGAGGAAAUUAUGUAAAAGAAUACACCGUGAUGUUCAAUAACAGUGAAACAGGAAUGCAAGAUUACACUGGGCCAAGCACUGGACAAAUAACGGUAAGGGAGAGUAUUCUCGACAAAUCAAUCAAUGCCUUCAUUUCAACACAAUAA